Molecule: messenger RNA, 931 nt
Organism: Chondrus crispus (carragheen)
Lineage: Eukaryota; Rhodophyta; Florideophyceae; Gigartinales; Gigartinaceae
Exons: 4
Coding region: 1-672 (223 amino acids)
Source: RefSeq, a predicted model, not a curated record
AUGGUCACAAAGAAGGAGUCGGAGGCUGUUGAAAACGGUCACGACCUGUCACAAGACAAAGAUAACGAUUGGGACUCAGAUGCAGAUGGUUCUCAGAGCGAGGCGGACAGUGAAAACGAGAGUAGCAGGCAGGGAGAAAUAAUAUAUGAGGACGUUCAACUUGAAGAGCUUUCCCAUCCACUUUUACGGUCUGCAUUGGAAGAUGCAAAUAAUGAACUCUGGCUCGUUCGUCUUCCGAGACAUAGUGCUCUGAGAGCGGGCAUUGAAGGCACGGAAGUUCACGUUGCCGAGGCUCUGACAGAAGAGUCACCUUCUACGCACGACCGAAGGGCCGGAGUGGCCAAGGGAAACUAUGUGUACCGCGAACAAGCCAUGGUUGACAAUGAUAUGCGACCUGUGUUUGUUGCUACUGAUGAAGCGGGGAGACCUGCGAUGCGAGUCGGCAGGCCCUUCGCGAGAUCGAUUAGCAUCACAUUUGAUGUUUCUCUCAAUUCCCUCACCGCGAACAAACAGCCCCCACGACGUUACCCCUCCACUCCGAAGGGGCAAAAGCGAAGAUACUUCCCAAUUGGAAGCUCGAAAGGAAACACUGGGCGGCCUCCAGCAGUACUGUCUUCGGCAAUUUCGAAAUCUAUGCACUCUCCCAGAAGGGAAUCAAAGCAACGGCUCUGACUCAAACAUUCUCAACACGGUGUGAACAGGCACAAAAUCCCGCAAGCUCAUGGUCUACUCAAGUUUCCAAAAGAGACUUCGAUCAUAGACCAUUGAACAAGCCAAGCCGACCGCAGAACAAUCCCAAGUCAUCGAAAGAAACUGUGAGCAGAAUUUCGCCACACCUAACUUAUUAAAAUCUGACGUGAAGAAUUGCCCGUCAAUAUUGUAUCCCUUAACUCGCUCUGAAUUCAGUUCGUGGUGCUGAUGAUCGCUAACG